Molecule: messenger RNA, 3754 nt
Organism: Haliotis rufescens (red abalone)
Lineage: Eukaryota; Metazoa; Mollusca; Gastropoda; Lepetellida; Haliotidae
Product: homeotic protein proboscipedia-like
Exons: 2
Coding region: 150-2231 (693 amino acids)
Biological process (GO): regulation of DNA-templated transcription
Molecular function (GO): DNA-binding transcription factor activity, RNA polymerase II-specific; DNA binding
Source: RefSeq, a predicted model, not a curated record
CCCUACGUUGGGUAUUGCCUGAUGGCUCGGCUGGUGUGUAAGCUUAGUUUUAAUGCAUCCUCAGACUCAUCAAUGGCUGGAUGUGGAUAUUUCCUAAUAAGAAAACUGAAAUCUUGAGUUGAGUUGACCAGAGUGUUUUGACAUUCACCAUGGAAUCGGACCACGAGAGUGGAUAUUUAUACAACCAACAAGGGCUCGGGUUUAUGAGUGGUGUAGCCCAUAUGAACGAGUCCCUCACGUCAUCAAUCAUUUCUGAGGCAAACAUGCGGUAUUGUCAGUCCUACAACAAUAUGCAUCCACUUCAAGAAGGGGUUGAGGGUCUUGGCAGCACCCAUGGGCUACCGGAGGGGCCGUGUAUCGCAGGAAAGAUACCGGAGUUCGCUUGGAUGAAAGAAAAGAAAAGUGUUCGAAAAAAUACGGCGGGCACAUCAAAUGAUCCAGGAUUCAGCCCAAACUCCGUCGGCAGUAACGGUGGUAGCUCCAGCACGUCGAGAAGGUUGCGGACGGCGUAUACGAACACCCAACUGUUGGAACUCGAGAAGGAAUUUCACUUCAACAAGUAUCUUUGCAGGCCGCGAAGGAUUGAGAUAGCAGCUUCUCUCGACCUUACAGAGCGACAAGUCAAGGUCUGGUUUCAGAACAGACGGAUGAAGUACAAACGACAGACGCAGUCCCAACGACAGAAAGCGGAGUAUGAUAUCAAAACCGUUGGCAGUCGUGGGGAUCGAGAGAUUGGAAGUCCAGGAUCUAUGGGAGAUAGCAACGAUAGGCUGGAUGAUAAAGACGGCAUGGAAUCCGACUCGGACCGCAGUGAGAUAAAGGAGAUGGCUGAAGCAGACGGCUUUAAACGAGAAGCCAGGAACGGCUUUCAAUUGAAAGACAAUGCCUUUGCUCACAAUGAAAGCUCGUUGAUGUGUAAAGAUUCGUUUUUCAAAGAGACGAUGCUGAGUGAAGGCUCUCACUCCCAAACGAAAAGCGAGCCCGUUGAACCGGAAGCGAAAGAGAAUGGCGAUCGGCAGACGACAAGUCCGCAGACGACAAGAAGCUUGAGUUCAUCGGCAGACUCUGGACUCUGCUCACCAGAUAGUCUGCGCAGCGCUACUAGUCCAGCUCUGUCAACUGGCAGUGUCCCUCAGCAGAUACAAGCCUCAAUUUCCCCAAACCACGGCCUUCACCGGGUCCCGUCACAAGACGUCAAAGGAUCGUCUCCAAGCCCAGGCGAACAAGUUGGAAUGCAUAACGCAUUUGUUGCCCACAAAUCAGAACCGGACGGAUACACCGCAGAAGUAGCCGUAUCUCACGGCUCUGUCAUGAACGACGGAGCCGCUCUGCAAGGCGACUACCCGACGACAAAGGCCAGAUUUGAGGUGAGCAACCCCUUUGCUCAUGGACAAUCUCAAUGUCCAACAGGGUAUUCCGCGGUGAAUGUGUGUACUCUAGACCCUCGGUAUCAGGUAUCGGAUCAGAUCGCGUAUCAGCGACAGGCUACUAAUUCCAAACAGUUUAGUCCGACCACCUUGACCGGCUUUCCCGGUCAGAGAUACCCCGGAUUUGGUCAAGGUGACUGUGGUAGCGCUGAGAUCCCCCGGGGGACGGAGGGAGGGGCAGCGGGGAUGCCACCCCCUCCUCAGUACCCGAUAUCGCAAGGUCAGGGUCAAAGCUCCGAUCGGCCUACUCGGGACGCCCAGCCCACAUUCCCGUACAGAGCACGAAACAAUGGUGACGGAUGCUUUACUCAAAAUGGCUUCAAAGAUGACAAUUUGAAUUACCACUAUCAAUACGAGGUGAAUUUUGCCGCACGGGGUAGCAUGAAUAGACAGAGUCAAGCAUCAAGCAUGGGCUACAGUAAUGGCUUCUACGCUAGAAGCGCGAGCAAUAGAGCUGGCAAUCUGAAUUAUAAUGCUGGCUAUAGCGAGAAAUCGACUGCAUAUCCCCAGCAGAAUUCUUCAAUAGACUCACAUUCAGCCAAUACGCUUUAUGAUAGUGAUUACAUAGCGAGCUACCAGUCAGCUGCCAAUCAGCCGAAUGAUCAGAGGCCUCAUCUGCAAUCGACACAAAUGUAUGCCAAUUUCACUCCAGCAGGCAAUGUACAAGAAUACCAAAGCAGCUCCUGUAACGGCCAGGCUCCGAACAUGUGUAACGGAUACAUGGACAAUUAUAACUCCGAAAUAAACAAUCCCUUUAAUGACUUUUACAACCAGGCCCAAGAAUUCCAUAUGAUAAACUUGUGAAACUGACAUUGUAAUUGACACCAUCAUCAAUUUUGACAGAUGGGAGGUAAAUCAUCCACGAACUAAAGUCGAAGCUGAUCUUUCCAAGGGGUUGUGCAUUUCAAUGGUAAAUCGUUCAUUUGCUUGUAAGUGAUCUAUUUUGUCUUGUAAAACGGGUAACGUUGUGAACGUCGUGUCCUGGUAGUUUGGUACAUAUCAUGUUCAUUUCGCAAUUGAUUACAUUUCAACAUGUUUAUAACUUUCAUCCCAGGAUGUUGUGUUAUCGAUACACUGCACCCUGCAGCGUCUCCAAACGUUUGCACAUUUCUUUUCUUUUCAUAGAUCAACAUUGUUGAUUGUCAUUUUUUUCCAACUCUUGGCAAAAGAGAUUCCUUUCUUGUGUCAUGUUUUUUUAAACCAGCGUAGCAAACUGUUGCACAGCUGAACAGGACCUUGACUUAAUUCUACUGUUCAUGUUUUGUAUUAGUUCUAGAAGUAUGUAAAAUUAUGUAAAAUACAUUCAUAGUGAAUAUAUACCAGAAAUAUUAUUGAACAUAUUAUGCACAAAGUGCACAUAUAAUAACUAAAAACUAUUUGUUAAAAUAUUCGAUAAAAUCGGUGAUGCGUUUUGGUUUGAAAAACCUUUGUAUAAAUAAGAUCAAUACCUUGUUAUUUUAAAAAUUCAUGUGGGGGUUUCUAAUCUCUUGAUCUGAGAAAAUCAUGGAUAUAUUAAUUUUGAUUGUAAAUAUUUCGUUUAAGAGCCAAAACAUGUCAAUUCAUGCAGGACUGAUUAAAAUCGCCAUUAUGAAAAUAGGUAUCGGCUUCAUGGUCAUUUGAUGACGUUAUUUAUAACUGUUAUAAUACUCCACCCGGAUCCAUGGACACCAGAAUCCUCACAACGAGAUUUGUCAUUUAUCAUAUUAUAGCCACGAAACGAUAGUACGAUUUCGUUGCAAUAUUUUUGAAGUUUUGAAUUUAUUGAAUUAUUUGUUUGUGUACAGCACCACAUACCGUGACAUCCGAUGAUAUACGCACCUGUACAGUUUACCUGUUUCGUGUCAAUGAAUCUCAUAUGUACAAAAAGGCAGCAGAUGAUAAAUGUCAUGUUGGCGUCUAUUUGCUAUCAGAAACCUAGUCAUGUCAUAGAUUGUCUAAACUUUUCAAAGGUUAAUAAAACAAUCGAAAAUUUCAAAAGCUCCAUUUAACAAGAAUAUUCAUACGUUUUGUAAUCGUAAAAUAUGACGAUGUGUCUUAAUGCUUAUGAAUAUGUAAACCAUAAUAAAAUUAUUGUUUGAUAUUUUAACGUGAACAAUAAUUCAUUGUAUUUCAUAUGUAUUGGAGGUUAAGGUGUUAUAUUGGUAGCGGUUUGGAGCUAAAUGUGUUUCCAUAUUUCCAACCAUUGAAAGGUUUAUGACUUAAUUCGCUGUUAUAUGUCGCUCACCUGCACGUGCAGUGUCUUUCAUAUGUCCACCGUUGUUUAGUGUCAAUUUCCCAUUCCUUAUUUAUUGUGAAACAACGAGAAAUAAAACAUUUGUGAUCUUAAA